GUCUAUAUCUCGGUGGGAUCGUCCUUUGCGCUGAGUUGGCGCCGGGCUAGAGCUGUAAGACACUAGCAAGCAUGCUUGUCUGCGUCGUUGUUGAAUGCUCUGCAAAAAUCGUCAACGUGCGAGGUUUUGCAUUAAAACGCACUCAUCCAUUGGUGCAGCAACGCCCAGGAGAAGAAAACGCCAGAGAAUCGCUGCGCGCAGUCAACGCACGAGCUGCUGCAGGCUGCACGCGGGUACGCCGUCGACGCAUUCGUCAUGCUCCUGCUGCUCCGCGUCGCGCGCGCGGCGCCGCUGCGCCAUGCGCGCACGACCGCCGCGUCCGGACCCUCGAAUUGGACGCCGCUCGCCGCGGCGGCGGCGCUGCUCCUCGCGACACAAACAAAAGCAGAAGAGGACGAGCUAGAAAACGUCGUCAACUGGUCCGGCACGCACGCCUGUUCGGUGCAUGUGAAGACGCCCGAGACGCGCCACGAAGCGAUACAGAUCGUGGCCGAGCAUGCAUCAAGGAACGAGCGGAUCCGGCCGGUGGGAGGGGCCCUGUCGCCGAACGGCCUCGCGUUCGCGGAGGACGGGUCUUCCCUCAUCAACCUGGCUCUGUUAGAUAAGGUGUUAAAUGUGGAUGUCGAAAACAGAACAGUCACCGUCGAGGCCGGGUGUCGCGUCGAGCAGGUGCUCGAAGCUCUCGAGCCCCACAAUUUGACGCUCGAGAAUUUGGCCUCGAUCGCGGCGCAACAAGUCGGCGGCUUCGUGGGCGCCGGCGCGCACGGGACGGGGGCGUGUCUGCCGCCCGUCGACGAGCAUGUUCUGGAGAUGACCGUCGCCACUCCUGGUCAGGGCGUCGUCACAAAAAAACGUGGAGAUGCGGACUUUCAUGCGUUUCCCUGUUCUCUUGGAUUACUAGGUGUCACUUUGACUUUGACAUUACGAUGUGUUCCCAAGCAUCUGCUGCGGGAAAGGACGCAAGUUCUGACGAGGCAGGAGGUUAUACAGAGACACGCGGAACUCAUACAAGAUAAUAGGCAUGUGCGGUUCAUGUGGAUCCCGUUCGCCGAUGCUGUGGUGGUCGUGUCCAAUAACCCGACGGUCGACGGCGUCUUGGGCGCGGGCCAGGGCUACGAACCUAGGCAUGACAUGGAGUAUCGCCUCGAGCCCUUCCGGUCGUUGUUGAAAGACGUGAGUGGCGACGAUGGAGAGGGUCUAGGAUUUGCGGAAUUGCGCGACGCGCUCCUAGCCGUCAAGCCGCUCGACCUAGAACAUGUGAAGAAGAUCAAUAGAGCGGAGGCGGAGUUCUGGAGGCGGUCGCAAGGGACGCACGUCGGCGACUCGUCCACGAAACUGAAUUUUGAAUGUGGCGGCCAGCAGUGGGUCAACGAGUGCUGCUUCCCCGCCGGCACGCGGUCAGCACCGGACGGGAAGGACAUGCGCUACAUGCUGAGACUGCUCGACAUUAUUGAAAGUGAAGGUAUUCCCGCCCCAGCACCGAUAGAGCAGCGCUGGACGGCCGGUUCUUCCUCUCUCUUGUCCCCGGCGCGGUCGACGACGGAGGACGCGCUCUUUAGCUGGGUCGGGAUUAUCAUGUACCGUAAACGGCGUCUCUCUCACGCCAUCGACGCGCCUCGGCUCCAUCAGAGGUUGUCUCUCGCAGGUACCUACCCUCCGACGACGAGCGCGUGCGGAAGAGCAUCGGCGACGCGUUCCGGCAGUACAAGGGGAGGUGCGAAAGCGACCUCUGGCCUGUUUAUGGUGCCCUCGAGCACUGGGCGAAGGUCGAGGGCGACGCGCGCGUCCAGGAGCGGUUGAAGAAGCGCCUGGGUGAUGACGCGCUGACGCACUUCGCGGACGCUCGCGCGACCUAUGAUCCCCAAAGGUUACUGUCGAACCCUCUACUCGAUGGUAUCUUCAAGUAAGAAUGUU
Messenger RNA from Pelagomonas calceolata, 1914 nucleotides. NCBI's taxonomy places the organism in Eukaryota, Pelagophyceae, Pelagomonadales, Pelagomonadaceae. The record is from the annotation of a GenBank genome assembly.